Molecule: messenger RNA, 2823 nt
Organism: Sitodiplosis mosellana (orange wheat blossom midge)
Lineage: Eukaryota; Metazoa; Arthropoda; Insecta; Diptera; Cecidomyiidae
Exons: 3
Coding region: 1858-2724 (288 amino acids)
Source: RefSeq, a predicted model, not a curated record
GAUUUCACGUUAUAAUGCGACUACAGUGUUCGGCUAUGAAAUUCCGUAUUUCAACAAAUUCCAACUUUCAUUUUCAUUCAUUAUGCCGCUAACUUUGGUCGCAGUGUCAAUUUCAUUCAAAAUAAAAAAGAGUUGCAAUCAAAGGCACCCAUAACCCUGUCAUUCUUUUACUGCAAAAACAUUUACAUUUUGUUCUCAAUUUAAGUUUGUGCGAUUUUUUUUUUGUGUAUAUUUCCAUUUAAAAUGCACUUUUAAUGCAAAUCUUGCGACAGUGUUAUCCGUAGCAAUGUCAUUAAAAUCAGUUUAAACUCCGUAAAUUUAAUUUAUUUUACAAGAAUUUGAGCAAAAUAGUAUUUAAUUCCUUUUUUUUUACUAUCUGCACAAGUGCAUGAGCGACGUAAUCGCUCCCUCGGCAUAAAGAAAAAAAGAAACCGACCUCACAUUUUAUACCAUAAGAGAAGCGAACAAAGCGCGAAAUAAUAUUUUUAUUACAUUAAUUCGUAUUGUAAUUAUCAAAUUGAAAGGCCAACAGCAGAAAUAAUAAUCGCGGGUUAUAAGAGCACGGCGAUGGACCAAAUUCCCAUGCAGAACAAUAACAAUGGCAUACCAUGGCACAACAGCACACCACAGUUUGAAUGAGUGAAGAAAGAGAGAUGGAAAAAACGCUAUAAUUAAAAUUCUCGCUCGCUUUGCCGCUUUGAGAGUACGGAAAAUACGCCGUUCAGUGAGAUAAAUGACACAAUAAACGACCGCACGCAUGGUUAACACUCAAUCACGCUGCGUCCGAAUCAUCAACGACAAUGUGGUACACAGUGAGUGUGUGUGUGUGUGUGUGUGUGUACGUGUGGAGGCGGUGUGCGAAUACUAUGUUUGGAUGGCAUCUAAUUUCCAUCGCUGAUGGGCCAAUCGUCUUUUUAUUUGCACUCAACAUUUAGUGUCACUAAUUCAACGGUGAUUUUGCAAUCGAAACUAUGACUGGCGCCUAUGAUUCAUAUUUUCGAUCGAGUAAUCGAUAAGAUCACACAAGUUACUGAAAGUAUAAUAUAAGGCGCUAUUUUUUCAAUAUUGUCGUUGAGUUUUGAAAAAGUAUUGGACAAUAAUUUCAGAAAAAUGAAAAAAAAAUCGUCAAAUUUUUUUAUUCCAGUUUUGAUCUAGUCCACAAGAAACCUGCCGUGAUAAUAUCUCUGCUUGAAAAUAUGUCGCAGAAAAUGGUAAUUUGAGAAUCAAAUGUGCCGAUCUUUCCAUUUCAAUGAUUACAUCCGCCAACUUUCUUGCUGCAAAUAAUUAGUCUGAUGGCAUCUCAUAGAUCGUUACCAUGCUACUCGCAGAUCGUUGUCAACACAACAACAGAAACUCAUCUUUAUUCCGACAAAAAAGUGUCGAUAAUCCGAAAAGCGACAGAGAAAUGAUUUCUUAAUUCGUUUUGGCUUUCUUUUGAUGCGAUCAUCAGUGUGCAAAGCACACGAACUGAGUGAGCGUGGGCUGUUCAUUCUAUAAAAGUACAUGCAUGCAUUUUGUUACGUUACGUGAAGCGGCUAGUUUUGUUUCUUUUUCGCUACAUGUUACGUAUUUUGCGCACCGUGCCAAUUCAUUUGGCUCACUUUCGUUUUCUACGCGAAAAAAUAUCAACGAGUUCAAAGCGUGCGAAAAUGGGUGGAAUUGCCAUUUUUGGACGCUGUGUAUUGUCUUUUUCAGUGGCAUUUUUUGCAACCUGUGCAAAAAUCUGCUUACGUUGCAGUGUUUAGUCUGACACGAGCAACGGUAACGAGCGAAUCGUAGCGAAUUUUUAAUGGUGAAAAUUUUAAAACGAUUUUUUCUUUUCAAAUAUCAAGAAUCAAUGUUAAAUUAAGCCUGGAAAUGAGGAGGUUUUGUCUGUUAAUAGUGAUAUUCGUGCUGAGGUAUUCAUCGGAUGUGAGUGGUUUUCCAGCAAUAGAUGCAAGCGCUGCUCAACGACAACGAUUUGACAUAUACAAACGACAAAAUUCCGAAUUCAAUCGACUCCAAUCGAAUGAAAUUGAUUACAGUGGAUUUGAUGAGUUGAAUGAUCAAGCGCCGAAUCAAUCGGCCGAAAUUAUAAAUCAGUCCGAAAGUCGACUGUUUGGAUUUAAAAGAAGGCCAUGUGUGCCAGUGUAUGCAAAUCAUGGAAGUAAUGGCUAUGGUAAACGUGGUCGUGGAGGACGUGGACGAAACGAUGGAAGAACUCUGUACGAUUUGAAUUUCUAUUUCCUUGGCUAUCAACCCAAUCAAUACCAGGUGAAUCCGGGAACGCAAACCGUUUCAGCGAUCGCCGCUGUCGAUAACAACAGACCAGUAGUAAGUGAUAAUCAUUACGAUCACUACGGCGGAUAUUAUGAUUGCGAGCCAAAUCCAUUCUAUCGUCCACCAUUUGGGUUCGGUAGCGGAAACGGCGCGCAUUACAAUGAUGAUCCGAAUAGGCCAAGUUAUUUGGGCUCAUUGGGUCAAGGUUUGUUUGAUUUUAUUAAUGGACUAUUCGGUUAUGGUAACCCAAAUGCAGGCAGCGGUGGAUACGAUACGCCAGUUUCUUCUGGCACUGGUGCCGUACUAAAUGACGAAAAUGCCCAAAAACCUGUCUUCGAAGUCAACGUACCUGAUACUAUCGCAGCACUGAAUCCAAACAACUGGCGACCUGGCCAACUAGUCGGCGGCAUACAAAGCAGUGUGAAUGGUUUUGUGCAGGAAAUAUCGCGAUACAUUCCAUUUUAGAUUAAAAUCCCAAAAUUAUAGUUUUUAUUGUUGAAAUUGUUGUAUUUAUGUAACCAUUUAUUGUGUGAAGAAGAAAAAAAUUAUUGAAUUCGGUAGAUC